CGUAGCUAGCAGCUAACAAGGAGCAGCCGCUGGCUGUUAUUAUCCAGCACGAGUGUAGAGAGACAAUGGGGUCGACGGGCUGUGAUGGAGCUAACCUUGUGUGUUGUGUUAAAACCGGAUAAAAGCUAUGCUCGACACUAUGAUGGAUCUUUAAUCAGAGAAACAGACAUGUCAGACAUAGUUCCUCCAGAAGUGCGACCCAAACCAGUUGUCCCUGCCAAGCCCCCAAAUGUGGCAUUUUUGGGCCACAGUGUGGGCCACGUUGGGGCUCAUGGUCAUGGUGGCUCUCACGGCUCUAGCGGGGGAUCCACUCUGCUGGGGUACAUUGGUAUUGACUCCAUCAUUGAGCAGAUGAGGAAGAAGACCAUGAAGACGGGCUUUGACUUCAAUAUCAUGGUAGUAGGUCACAGUGGUUUGGGAAAGUCAACUCUUGUGAACACCUUAUUCAAGUCCCAGGUGAGCAGGAAGAGCACAGGAUGGGCCCGUGAUGAAAAGAUCCCCAAAACUGUGGAGAUCAAAUCAGUGUCUCAUGUCAUCGAGGAGGGUGGUGUGAAAAUGAAACUGACGGUUGUUGACACACCAGGCUUUGGAGACCUAAUCAAUAAUGACAACUGCUGGGAUCCCAUCUCCAAGUUCAUCAAUGAGCAGUAUGAGAAAUUCCUAAAGGAGGAAGUUAACAUCACCAGAAAGAAACGCAUCCCUGACACCAGGGUGCACUGCUGUCUCUAUUUCAUCUCACCAACUGGACACUCUCUUCGGCAGCUUGACAUUGAGUUCAUGAAGCGCUUGAGUCACUCAGUUAACAUUAUUCCUGUCAUUGCCAAAGCAGACACAAUGACCAUUGAGGAGAGGCAGGACUUCAAACAGCGGGUAAGGAAGGAGCUGGAGAUGAGCGGAAUCGAAUUUUAUCCACAGAAAGAGUUUGAUGAGGACAUGGAGGACAAGAGUGACAAUGACAAGAUCAGAGAGGCAAUGCCCUUUGCUGUGGUGGGCAGCGACAAAGAAUAUCAAGUGAAUGGCAAGCGAGUUCUGGGGAGGAAGACGGCGUGGGGAAUUGUAGAAGUUGAAAAUCCCAACCAUUGUGAGUUUGCACAGCUGAGAGAUUUCCUGAUCAGGUCUCACCUCCAGGAUUUGAAGGAGGUAACUCAUAACAUUCACUAUGAAACUUACCGUGCCAAGAGACUGAAUGAGAAUGGAGGCCUGCACCCUAUAUCCUCCAGCGACACUCAAGAAAGCAACCUGUAGUCAGUCAGGGGAGCAGUUUUAAGACAGUGCAAUGAAGCUGAUAGGUAAAUCUGUAGUAUAUUGUAGUCAUGGGAACCACAGCAUCACUGCAUGCGAGGAAACAUUCACCUUUGUAAAAAUCUGUGUAAUUUAAUUCUAUCACUUUGUCUGGUUAUAGACUUCACCCAUCCUUUUAUUCAUUUACUUCUCCUCAUCAUCUUGACACAUACACAUAUCAAACCCAAGUCACUUCUUUAAUACUUGUCUGAAAGGACAGUCCCACCCUGAGACUUAGUGCCAUUAAAAAUUACUACUAUACUUUA
This is a messenger RNA of Monopterus albus (swamp eel), 1547 nucleotides long. It is a transcript of the gene septin3, whose product is annotated as septin 3. The transcript is spliced from 11 exons. The coding region runs from base 85 to 1245 and encodes 386 amino acids. NCBI's taxonomy places the organism in Eukaryota, Metazoa, Chordata, Actinopteri, Synbranchiformes, Synbranchidae. The record is from RefSeq and is a predicted model, not a curated record. Gene Ontology annotation, molecular function: GTP binding.